CAACAUGUGAAGAAGAAGUGUGAGAGGAAGUGGGCAUCAAAGUGUGCUCUGAUCAAAGGAGUGUGUGUGUGGAGGAUUUCCCCGCAUCAAUUAAACAUUAAUCUACAACUUUCAUCUUGCCAUCACUGAGCUCCCAAGCCAACUCCACUCAGCCUCCCUCCCACCAUGACAGGGGAUGUUGUCCCAGCUCCCCAGCAGAGCUGCCCAGCUGCCGCAGCUGCACCCACCCCUGGGGAGCCCAUGGAUGUGGAGUGUCCCAUCUGCUACCAGGAGUACAACCAGUUCAACAAAUGUCCCCGCGUGCUGGAGUGCCUCCAUGUAUUUUGCACAGAGUGCCUCCAGAGGAUCCAGCUCAGCCGUUACGAGCCACUGGACCCCCGCAGCCCACCAGCCAUCCCCUGCCCCUUGUGCCGCCACCUGACCCCUCUGGCAUCUGGGGAUCCCCUGUCCUUACCCUCCAACUCUCGCAUCCUGGCCAGGCUGCCCCCCUUGGCCUUCCGCCUGCCUGUGACCAUGGCAACCCGCCUGGCCACAGUCACCCAGAGAGUGGUGGUCUCCCUGGAGGGCGAGAGCAGGGACACCCGCUUCAUCAUCCUACCCACUGUGAGCCUGCGGGUGCAGCAGAUGCACCCGGACAGGCCGUACGGCAUGGCACCAGGCCUGGUGGGCGAGGACGAGGUCAUAGAGCACAGCAAGAAGACACUGUUCUGUGUGCAGCUGCUGGCCAUCAUCUUCUGGGUGCUGUUUGUCAUCACCUGCGUGGUCGGGGUGGUGUUUGGGCCACAUUUCUUAAACAACAAACUUUAAUGUGAAAUACAUAGGUUCAUGUUUGAAAUGGGAAAUUAUUGAUCUCAUUAAAGAACAUGUGUUUUUCAGUCAUUAUUUUACGAAUAUAUUUUUCACCUCUGUCUUUGCUGUUCACUCUUCACGAGGCCAAAUCACCAUUUUUACCCGUCCUUAAUCACUGCCCUGAAUAUUUGUUGCUCUUUUGUGAAUAAUAGAUUGAUGAAGAGUGUCCUCUAGUGGUUGAUAUGGAAAUGGAUAAACUAAGCUCACACAAAUAAUAAAUGAUAUUUAAUAUUUUGUCAAUCGUUAUUCUCUCUGAAGUUUAUUAUUUAUUGUUCAUUUCAUUGUUGUUUGCAGUUUUUCCCUGUUUAAUGAUGUCAUUAUC
Paralichthys olivaceus (Japanese flounder) is the source of this 1171-nucleotide messenger RNA. RefSeq names its product RING finger protein 222. The record is from RefSeq and is a predicted model, not a curated record. Lineage: Eukaryota; Metazoa; Chordata; Actinopteri; Pleuronectiformes; Paralichthyidae. Gene Ontology annotation, biological process: protein ubiquitination. Gene Ontology annotation, molecular function: ubiquitin protein ligase activity.